AUGACGCAUAAGAUUGCUCAGGUUCUUGUAGUCAUCUUUGGACUUGCUUCAGCUCUUGCAGCAAGACUGCCAAGAGAACUUUACUCUCCUCUUGUUAGCAAGAAAUUCUUUACAAUGGCAACCAACUUCUCCCUUUCCUCACCAGGAUAUCCUCAAUACACCGACAGCAUUGAAGGAGAUUGGCAAUACUUUACUGCCAACCAAUGGACGGCGGGCUUCUUCCCCGCUGCUUUGUACCAACUAAACCUUCGGCAAUAUCUAUGUUCGCCGUAUUCGUUCGACCAGUCGGUUGAUUGGUUGGGUCUAGGAAGACAGUGGAGCGAAGGGGUAUUACCAUUUCUCAAGGACAAUACUUGGCAACAUGAUGUUGGGUUUGUUAGCUAUCCGUUUCAGGAGGAAUUACGGUUGGAUUCACGGAAUGACUUUGUAAUCGACGUUGUCAACACAUUAGCGAAUCAGCUUGCAUCGCGCUUCAGCCCUAUUGUGGGAUGUACGAGGAGCUGGGAUACGACCGAUCCGACCGACUUCCAGGUCAUAAUCGACAAUAUGAUGAACCUUGAGCUCUUGUUCAUUUCGGCCGAGUUGACAGGAAAUGAUACCCUUCGAGACAUUGCUAUAAGUCACGCCGAUAAAACGAUGGUAAACCAUAUUCGACCAGAUGGAUCCUCCUUUCAUGUUGUGGAGUACAACUCAACAACAGGAGAGGUUAUUCGAAGGCGCACAGCACAAGGAUAUGCCGACAACAGCACCUGGACCCGCGGGCAAGCAUGGGGAAUAUACGGUUUUGCAGCAAUGUAUAAGAAUACUGGUCUUGAACGAUACUUGGAGACCUCAAGACGUAUGGCAGUGUUCUUUAAGAACUCAAUGCCCACAGACGGUAUUGUCCCAUGGGACUUUGACGCGCCAACUGUGCCACCACCCCGUCCAGCAGAUAGUUCAGCAGCGACUAUAGCUGCAACUGGAUUGCUUCUCCUCUCACGCAUUGAAGAAGACCUGGGCAAUUGGGAAGGGGCCCGGGCAUGGACAGAUUUCGCCAUAUCGCUCUUGGAUAACAUCACGAAGCUAGCUUGGCGUCCCGAUUGGCAGAGCGUCCUUGCCAACGGUACCGUCAAUGGGCAUGCAUCCCCGCCAAACCAAGAUACAGGCACUGUAUAUGGUGAUUACUUCUUCGUAAAGGCAGGAAACGAUUUGAUCACUAUGGGUCUCGCAGAAUGUUGA
Fomitiporia mediterranea MF3/22 is the source of this 1218-nucleotide messenger RNA. RefSeq names its product glycoside hydrolase family 88 protein. The transcript has 10 exons. The record is from RefSeq and is a predicted model, not a curated record. Bases 1 to 1218 code for a protein of 405 amino acids. Gene Ontology annotation, molecular function: chondroitin hydrolase activity. Gene Ontology annotation, biological process: polysaccharide catabolic process. Lineage: Eukaryota; Fungi; Basidiomycota; Agaricomycetes; Hymenochaetales; Hymenochaetaceae.